Molecule: messenger RNA, 922 nt
Organism: Xenopus laevis (African clawed frog)
Lineage: Eukaryota; Metazoa; Chordata; Amphibia; Anura; Pipidae
Product: vomeronasal type-2 receptor 26-like
Exons: 1
Coding region: 1-906 (301 amino acids)
Source: RefSeq, a predicted model, not a curated record
AUGGAAAACUGUCUCAAAUGUGAAGACAAUGAAUGGCCAAAUCAGGAGAAAACCAUGUGUAUUGAGAAGCAUAUUGAAUUUCUUUCCUAUGAAGAUGAUUCCAUAACUCUAGCCUUUAUUAUCAUAUAUAUUGUGCUUUUUAUAAUGGCAGCAGUUAUACUGGGAAUCUUUAUUUCAUUUCAAGACACUCCAGUAGUGAAAGCCAAUAAUCGAAAUCUGAGCUUUAUUCUCCUUGUCUCCAUCAAGCUGAGCUUCCUCUCUGUAUUUCUGUUCCUUGGCCAACCUACUGAUAUAACCUGCAUGCUCCGGCAAACCUCUUUUGGAAUUUCCUUCUGCAUUGCUGUAUCAUGUGUUUUGGCAAAGACUAUAAUGGUUUGCAUUUCAUUCAAAGCCACUAAGCCUGGGAGCCCCUGGAGAAAAUGGGUUGGGGUAAAAGUGGCAAACGUGCUUGUUUUUAUUUGCUCAUUAAUUCAGUGUCUGAUUAGUGUUAUAUGGUUAGUCAUUUCACCUCCAUAUGUGGAGCACAAUAUUCAUUCUGAACCUGGAAAAAUCAUCAUUCAGUGCAAUGAGGGCUCAGUAGUUGCCUUCUAUAUUGUCCUCUCCUACAUGGGAUUGUUGGCAUCUGUGAGUUUCAUUGUAGCUUUCUUGGCUCGGACAUUACCGGACAGUUUUAAUGAGGCCAAGUACAUCACUUUCAGCAUGUUGCUCUUCUGCAGUGUUUGGAUCACAAUGAUCCCGGCCUAUCUGAGCACCAAAGGCAAAUACAUGGUGGCAGUGGAGAUAUUUGCCAUAAUCUCUUCAAGCUCUGGUCUUCUCUUCUGUAUAUUUCUACCCAAAUGUUACAUAAUAUUAUUCAAACCAGAGAUGAACACAAAACAAUAUUUGUUGGGAAAAAGUAAUACAUAACGGCUAAUUUACCAAG